Messenger RNA from Babesia bovis T2Bo, 527 nucleotides. RefSeq names its product glycosyl transferase. Gene Ontology annotation, biological process: dolichol-linked oligosaccharide biosynthetic process. Lineage: Eukaryota; Apicomplexa; Aconoidasida; Piroplasmida; Babesiidae. The transcript has a single exon. Gene Ontology annotation, molecular function: hexosyltransferase activity. The record is from RefSeq and is a predicted model, not a curated record. The coding region runs from base 23 to 502 and encodes 159 amino acids.
AAUAACACUUUGUAGGACUUCCAUGGCCAAACAGGUAUUAGUUACCGUAGGAACCACCAGCUUCGAUGAACUUAUCGCAGCAGUGGAUACUGACAUAGUACAACACGAAUUGCAAAAGUUAGGCUACACACAUAUAUGCUAUCAGACAGGUAGAUCGUUGUACAAAGUUAAAUCCGCUAUUCUUAAGACGUCAGUGCUGCAGUUUGAUCAUGAUUUUGAUAAAUUAAUCAACCAAUCGGAGCUUAUAAUAUCGCAUAUGGGUGCCGGAACCGUGAUUGAUGUAUUCAACGCAAAGAAGAAGGCUAUAUUUAUACCUAACCAUAAUGUGGCUGGAAAUCAUCAAAUGGAACUAUACAACGUCAUGGAUGAGUGUUAUAAAGCUAGGUUGGAUAAUCUAAUUUCAAAAAUAAAACAUGCCACUGAAACUACGGGGCCAUUCUUCCACCUACUUCUGCCACCAACGAGGCUAAAGGAAGCCAUUGAAAAUACAUUAUCGCAAUAGAAACGCAAGUAUAACCCUUUAUAUA